AUGGUUCAUAACAAAGUGACGAUCAUUGGCUCUGGCCCAGCAGCCCACACCGCUGCCAUCUAUCUCGCUCGUGCAGAGAUGAAGCCCGUGUUGUACGAAGGUAUGAUGGCCAACGGUAUUGCUGCUGGAGGACAAUUGACCACCACCACCGACAUCGAGAACUUCCCAGGAUUUCCGGAGGGAAUCAACGGCAGCAAGCUGAUGGAGCAAAUGAGAGCUCAGUCCGAGAGAUUCGGCACCGAAAUCAUCACAGAGACCAUUUCUAAGGUCGACUUCUCUUCGAGGCCAUUCAAGCUGUGGACCGAGUUCAACGAGGACGCGGAUCCAAUCACCACCGACGCCGUGGUGAUUGCCACCGGCGCCUCCGCCAAGAGACUCCAUCUACCAGGAGAAGAGACCUAUUGGCAACAGGGUAUCUCUGCCUGUGCUGUUUGCGACGGUGCAGUUCCAAUCUUCAGAAACAAGCCUUUGGCUGUUGUUGGUGGUGGAGACUCUGCCUGUGAGGAGGCACUGUUCCUGACCAAAUACGGAUCUAAGGUGUACUUGCUUGUGAGAAAAGACCAUUUGAGAGCUUCGACGAUCAUGCAGAAGCGUGUGCAGAACAAUGACAAGCUUGAAAUUCUGUUCAACACGGUUUCGCUCGAAGCUGUGGGAGACGGCAAGUUUUUGAACGGUCUCAGGAUCAAGAACGUCAAAACCAACGAGGAGUCCACCCUGGCUGUGAACGGUCUGUUCUACGCUAUUGGCCACACUCCAGCCACCAAGGUCUUUGAGAACCAGCUCGACACCGACGAGACAGGAUACAUCAAGACCAAGCCGGGAACCGCCCAGACGUCCAUUCCUGGUGUCUUUGCCGCUGGUGAUGUCCAAGAUAAAGUUUACAGACAGGCCAUCACCUCUGCAGGAACCGGCUGCAUGGCUGCUCUCGAGGCUGAGCACUACCUUUCUUCGCUGGAAUGA
Molecule: messenger RNA, 960 nt
Organism: Ogataea angusta
Lineage: Eukaryota; Fungi; Ascomycota; Pichiomycetes; Pichiales; Pichiaceae
Exons: 1
Coding region: 1-960 (319 amino acids)
Biological process (GO): removal of superoxide radicals
Cellular component (GO): cytoplasm
Molecular function (GO): thioredoxin-disulfide reductase (NADPH) activity
Source: RefSeq, a predicted model, not a curated record